Ricinus communis (castor bean) is the source of this 1276-nucleotide messenger RNA. RefSeq names its product COP9 signalosome complex subunit 7. Bases 218 to 1033 code for a protein of 271 amino acids. The transcript has 9 exons. Gene Ontology annotation, cellular component: COP9 signalosome. Lineage: Eukaryota; Viridiplantae; Streptophyta; Magnoliopsida; Malpighiales; Euphorbiaceae. The record is from RefSeq and is a predicted model, not a curated record.
AGUCGUUUCCGAAUAUGCAAAUGGAAAAGACUGUACAAUUCAUCAUUAUUCAUACCACAUUACCCCGGUAUCACCCAGAAAACAUCCCACACAAACAACCCUUACGUAUAUAUAUGUAGAAGGAGAAACUUAACACUCUUCUUCUCCUCCGAAAAAAACCCUAUUCUAUUCUCGGGCUCAUUUACUAAUUUUGUCAAAUUCUGAAUCAACAGUGUCAAUGGAGAUAGAGCAACAACAAAUCCAAUUAAUACAAGAAUUAGUUUGCCUAGCAUCAUCCACUUCAACCGCCUCCUCUCUUACCACUUUCAUAACUGAAGCCACUUCUCAUCCCUCCCUUUUCUCUUUCUCUGAGAUUCUUUCUGUUCCUAAUUUCGUUCAGCUUGAAGGGACUGAGAAUUCUGGGUAUCUUCAUUUGCUUAGAUUGUUUGCUACUGGAACAUGGCGUGAUUACAAACGUAAUGCCUCCGCUCUUCCAAAGCUGGUACUUGAUCAAGUCCUCAAGCUGAAACAGCUUACUGUGCUCACUCUUGCUCAGGCAAACAAGGUUCUCUCCUAUGAUGUUCUUCUGGAGGAGCUUGAGGUUUCCAAUGUGCGUGAACUUGAAGACUUCCUGAUAAAUGAGUGCAUGUAUGCGGGCAUAGUCAAAGGAAAGUUGAAUCAAUUGCGGAGAUGUUUCGAGGUGCAAUUUGCAGCAGGGAGGGAUCUGAUACAGGGGCAACUUGGAAGUAUGAUAGAGGCCCUGAAUAAAUGGCAAGCCACUUCAGAAAAUAUGCUUUCCUUGAUUCAAGAGAAGAUUGAAUGGGCAAAUACAAUGUCUCUGCUGGACAGGAAUCAUCAGAAGGAAGUCCAAGAUACAAUCAAUGAAGUGAAAAGUUCUCUCCGUUCUGAGAAGUCACACCAUAAGGAGGGCCAUCAUUUUUUGGCAAAUGAUGAUUUCCUUGAUUAUGACGGAAGAGUGCUCAAUCAAGAGACUUAUUUUCGAUCUAAGAGGAGACGAUCACCAAAUUUUUCUAGGCUGGGCAGGGCAGAAUAGUUCAAUUGUGAUGAUAUCCUACUGGAUUUUGUUCAUGAAAUAUUAGAAUUAGAUGGUAUCCAACUUGAGUCGUAGGCUGUGAUUAUUCUAUCCAAUUGAAUUGAAUCAUGAAAUAUCAAUUCAGCGUUUUGCUAAUAUGGCUAGAAAUUUAUAGAAUUUACGAUUUACAAUAGUAAGCAUACUGCAACUUACUGAUGAUAUUACUCUUCUUUUAUGUGGUAAUGCAGCUUAAUUUUCUGAUAA